AUGGCUACCGCGUUGCAGCAGCCGGCCCCUGAUGCUGGUCCCGUGUUCAACGAGGUUUCGACGGCCCUGGGAUCUCCGCACGUCAACGACUACCCCAGUCGUCUCUCCAUCGUAGAUUUGGACCUCAAGGACAAUCGCUAUCCCACGCUCGGCUCAUCACCAAGAUCCAUCCCUUCCGUCAGGAAAUCUGUCUUUUCAUAUCCGGAGCGAUCCAUGGAUGGUGGUGUCACGGAUGGCUCACGAGGGAGCUGGGUCAGCUACCCUGCGAGUGGCUCACCAAAGUCACUCGCAAACGAGAAGCUCGAUGAGGUCCCUGUGGAGAAAGAGCAGCCUUUGCCGGUUACAUCCCUUGCCACGAAGCAGCAGACGCAGUCAUCAAACGCGGAGGGCACGUUACCGGCCAACGCUAUGCCGUCUGGGGAUUCCCCGCGUCUCGCCGGACGCCCUAGUCGAGAGGAUCCACCUCAACGCCGCUCGUCGAAAAGUGGUUCUGCGGAGCUUCGUCGUGUCGCUGCAGAAAUCGUGCAGAGCCAGCAAAACAUGGGCCAACGUACCUCCAGCGUUCGACCUUUGCAAGGCCAGUUGGGCCCUAUGUUGCCGCCCGCACCCCGACAUCCCUCGAUACCUGUAGCCGGGAUAGGCGCGGGACCAAGCGGCUCCCCCGCGCUAGCCACGAUUCCUAUGUCGGCUACACCUUCAUUCUCUCCGUCUGCUAUGCAGGUCCACAUCUCGCCCAAACCUCGGGCAUCUGCACAGUAUCCGACCUACAUCACACCUCCUUCUGGCCAGGAUCCAUUACAUGCUGCAUAUGCACCUCCACAGAUUCCGAAGGAAGAAGUCUGCGUAGAGUGCGCUAUGCGUGACCAGGACAUGGCCGACGUCGAUGUGACAAGCCCUGGAGCAUGGGAGAGGGAAAGUGAUGCAGCCUAUGAAGAGCUUGUUCAUAGGGAACGGGAGGAAGAGGCAUCGGGUGUACCCCGCCUUCAGAGUUCGUCACGACCGCGGGCAAGAGGACAACCGUUAUCGGAGGAGAACCUACGAAUCUGGCUGAGCAUUAACCCGAAGGAACCGUCAUCUCGACAACAGACUUUGGAUGCAUACGUCAGAUCUCAGCGCUUGCUGCUUGAACAAGAAGCGUUGGCGCAUGCUCGGGCGCUGCGCGAGUCGCGGCAGCUGGAGGACAAGAUGCGCGAUACAUACACGCAACUGCGGCGGUCGGCAUACGAGCUGAACGGAAACGCGCAGCUGACCGACGAUACUGCUGGUGUGCGAAUUAAGCCUCCCCGUGCGACCUCAAUACCCGCAUCGAUCAUGGUGUCCCCUGAGAAUGGCAGCAGCCAUAAUCGUGAGGUGACGCUUUUAGAGAAUGGCAUGAUUGUUGAGCAUGUCGACGUUCGUAAAGAGGAGAGGGAAGAGCGCGCGCGCAAGCGGAAAGAGGAGAAGCGUGACAGAAGCCGUGCGCGCAAGUCGUCGCGCGGUUCUAUCAUCGAUGUCACCUCUGUGUACUCUAUGCCUCUACCUGGGCAGGGCCUCCAGUCGGACAGCGGGUAUUUCUCUGGCGCCAAAGGCAGCGACUCGCGAUAUUCGCAGUCGUUCUCGCCACGUCCGAGCAGUAUACUGACAACUGGCGACAGACCUCACAUGCUUCCUCGUGCUUACUCACAGGCGUCCUUCUCUGACAUGCAGAGCAUUGGCUCGUCAUCAUCGCCGAGACGCUCCCGGUUCUUUGGCUUCAAGAAUCUCACCGCUAGUUGGAGGAGCCAAGAUAGUCUUGCUCCUUCGGGUAGCAUGAUGGAUAUGCACGUUGCUCUACAGCGAGAACAGCAAUAUAUGCAGGAGCAUGGGCUUGCGGAGAUGAGCGCUGACACUCCGACGCUGCGUGUGGCCGAGACAUGGGUGCAAGACGAAGCACCUUCCCCCAUCGAGACUUCGGUGGCGACGAGUGGGCACAAGAAGAAGAAUGGCCUGAAGAAGAUCUGGAAGAUUGUGACCGGAUCAUCACACAAGAAUGGAUGUCCUCAGAAAGGUCGUGUGCCUGCCCGGUCAUUGGAAAAGCCCGAGGACGAUGCACCGCUUGCGCCUCCACCACCGUUGUCGUACUUGGUUGAUCGGGACCGAGGGUCAAGACGGCACGUCUCCACGCCUUCAUUGCCAACCUCCAUUUCACCUAACUUCAUGUCUCCAUAUACUGCAUCGCCACCUACUGCGCCAUCCAGCCUUUUGCCUUCACCGACGUCAUCACGUCAUCCUAUCAAUGAGAAGGACAGUGGGAGUGACGGCCGUAAGACGAGCGGUAACCUGGACAGUGAUCCGGAACAUCAGGCUGGUUCUGGUGAACCUCAUUCGCCUGAUCAGGAACGUGGGCGGACAACGCAGAGCUCGUCAAAGACACUGUCGAGUAUGACAGGGCCACUGACACCUCAAUCAACACGACCACAUUCCGUCGCUCUUCGCAGGGACAAGUCUCUGCCACCUUUGCCUCCCGAGUCGUCGGUAGAAUUCCCCAACCACCCUAACGGUAUGCCAGAUGCACGGCCGCAGACGAUGUUCACGUAUGACCACGUGCCAAUGUCGUUCUCGGGCGCAGGCCCGGAGAUGCUACUUCCUCCAAAUGCCCCGUUCCGCACGGCGGACCAACGGAGGCAAUCAUUUGGUGGCACGGGUUCAAAGCCGCAUCCUGCAGUUCGCACUCUCCCUGUCAAGGGCAAGUUCCUUGGCGCUGCGGUCUCCCCUCCCUUCCUAGCCGAAGAGCGAUACGGUGAGUUUGGUGCGUCGCGUCACUCUUUGGCUCAAUGGGCUUCAUCUCGGGGGACGCAUGGCACUGCGAAGCCCCGGCCGCGACGAAGCAAGUUUGGACUGUCGUCGCUUUUCCGACGGAAGUCACACGACCUCGUGGACGAGAACAAGGAGAACGGCCACUCUGACACGGAAUUUGCGUCUAACGGUAUCAGGACGUCAGGCUCCGAGCGCGAAGAUACCAUUGCGACUGGCAACGCGUACAGUGGCGCUGGGUCGGCGAACAGCAGCCAUGCUCAGAAGAUGUCGAUCACGUCGCGGAAGAACAUUGCGGAAUUGGUUGAGCAGGACCCGGAGUUCGUUGCUUACCGAUACCCAUCGACCGACCAUCGGUUUGACUUGCGGUAG
Messenger RNA from Laetiporus sulphureus 93-53, 3144 nucleotides. RefSeq lists its product as uncharacterized. NCBI's taxonomy places the organism in Eukaryota, Fungi, Basidiomycota, Agaricomycetes, Polyporales, Laetiporaceae. The transcript has 3 exons. The record is from RefSeq and is a predicted model, not a curated record. The coding region runs from base 1 to 3144 and encodes 1047 amino acids.